Messenger RNA from Exophiala mesophila, 1933 nucleotides. RefSeq lists its product as uncharacterized. The coding region runs from base 692 to 1243 and encodes 183 amino acids. The transcript has 3 exons. NCBI's taxonomy places the organism in Eukaryota, Fungi, Ascomycota, Eurotiomycetes, Chaetothyriales, Herpotrichiellaceae. Gene Ontology annotation, cellular component: cytoplasm. Gene Ontology annotation, molecular function: protein phosphatase inhibitor activity. The record is from RefSeq and is a predicted model, not a curated record.
CUUCGUCCAAGACUCACUCCCGCACCUCACAAGUUGAUCUACUCUAGACUCCAUCUGCGUCCUCCCGUUCGCCUUCUCCAGAGCCAGCCAACCUCCAUCCUCCAUCUUCGUCGACACCUUUCCCAAUCCUUGUCCAGUCGCUCGAACCCUCACCACCACUUCUACUUCCCGAACCUUACGACAAAGCUCUAGUUUCCCUUGGGCGUUGUCGUGCCUCCUGUCGACUCGCUAUCGACCCCACUUUGGCACAUCCCUUCUCUUUCCCUCUACUCAAUCGAUUGUCCAACACAAUUUCAGAGACCCUGUCUGUCAGGAUUUCCAAACAUUGCUGGAAUCCCAAAGUCCUAUAGCACUUCGAUUCGACUCCUGUCUUUUUACUUGAGAACUGUGGUAUUGCCAUUGACAACAACCGGCGCUCGGGCCUUGAUCGACCCCUCCUCCUUCACAUCUACCUCCUUGACACUGCCGACAUAUCCUAUCCCCCACAUACUUCAAGACCUCAAAGGCCCUCGUUGCGAACCUCCUCUCCAAGCUCUCUUACUCCCUUAGCAUACCUUCAAUUUGAGAAGAGGCACAAAAGAACCAACCCCAAACCUGAGGGAGUCCCUCUUCGUUGAAUACAUACAUCUUUUCUCGCUGCGGCACGGAGUCUUUCUCCCUGUAGCGGUAUACCUGCGUUGGACAUACAGCCAUGAAUCCCCAUCAAAAGAACAAGAUCGAUGUUUCGAAAUUGUCUGCGGAUGAGCAGCGUCUGUUUCGCUUGUAUGGAAAGCUACCGAAUAAGAAGGAUCUUUUGCAGAACAAGUUGAAGGAACGCAAGUAUUUCGAUUCUGGGGACUAUGCCCUUUCCAAAGCAGGCAAAGCCUCGGAUACGGGUGUCACCACUAUUGGCACCGAGCACCCGAAAGCAGAUGAGAUCCCUCAUAUGAGCCCACUCACCCAUAUCGUCUCUCGCACCGAGUCCAACGUUGGCCUUCCAGGAGGGCCUGGCCUUGCCGCCUCUCCAGACAACCCAGGCCCUGCCAAUUUGCACCGAGGAAGUAUCAACGGUAUCCCAGGAGGAGGUUUGCCUGGAGCCAGUGGUCGUAGCCCGAUCAAAGAAAGCAGUUUCCUGGCUCGACAUGCUAGCAUGGACGAGAGAGACGGCAAUGAAGAGGACAAGGCCAAUGGGGACGAAAGAAACAUCCUGGAGCGCAGUAUUAGUUCCCCGCACGCCCAAGCAGGUAUCCCCAUCCGCAGAUGAUGUGUGUGAUGAUACUCUAGGGGGAAGUCGACAAUGAGGAAUGGUUGUGACUAUGGAACUGCCACCAGAGGGCUCUUUCGUCAUCGACAGAGCAUAUGUCUAUCCGUACUCGCCGCAGGGAGUGUGAGGGAAGAGACUGGUGGAGACGUGUUUGCCAUGGAGAUGUCUCUGCAAUACCAUGGCACAGACGAGGCUUUGAGCGAGACCCACCACUCGAGGGACGAGGGCGUCACGUUUUGGAACGGCGACAGGAGUUGACAGGAGUUAAGCCGGCGUUUGUCAACAAUCAUUGGACGACUUGAGGUGGACUGGGGUCAGAUGGGACAUGGAAACCAGACGGACCAAGUUGCUGAGGGCUGGUGGCUGGAGCUCUGGAGCCGACUGCAUCAGGUUUCUGUCAAACAUGGGAGAGGUCGUGGUGGGCCAGAAAUUAUGGUCACAUGAUCAAGACAUUCUUUUCAUCCUGGGCGGUGUUGGCUUUUGACAUGGUAGAUGAGGGCACGAAGUGAAACAAAAUGGUUCAUGGAUGCAAAGUCAGAGAGAUAUGGAUGGCGUGUUUUGCUCUCGUUCGUUCUGCCAUGGCAUGCUGUAAGUAGCAUGCGAGAAUGACAAGGCCAGGCCAAGCCGGGCGAUGGGAUAGUCCACAUAGCAAUCAUCUUCUACUGCCAUACCAUGCCCUGCCUUGCAGUC